Cinara cedri is the source of this 5799-nucleotide messenger RNA. Lineage: Eukaryota; Metazoa; Arthropoda; Insecta; Hemiptera; Aphididae. The record is from the annotation of a GenBank genome assembly.
AAUUUCUUUUAAACCUUUGAACUCGUUUGAAAGUAUUGUUGUAUAACACAUCAUUUAUUAUUAAGUCGUCGAGUGAAUGUCGUUCAUUUAAUACUUAUUCUUUAAUUGUGUACCUAUAAUGCCAAUGGAUAUCAAGGAUGACGAAUUACCUGACAAAGAUGCGGCCAAGGAGUUUUAUGCUAGAUACGAACCAAAAGAAAUACUGGGCAGGUAUGUUUAAAAUAAUUUUAAAUUAUAAUAGUCAGAAAUGUCUUGUUUAUAGUGUUAUAUUUUCUAUUUGUGUCAUCAUGAUUUAUGAUUUUAGAGGUGUUAGUUCAACUGUACGGCGUUGUGUUGAAAAAGAAACCGGUAUAGAAUUUGCAGCAAAAAUUAUUGACCUUAGUAAUGAUCCAGAAAGUAGAGAAACUACUAUGGAAGAAAUUAAUAUACUUAGAAUGGUUAUUGGACAUGAAUACAUUAGUAAAUAGAAUAUUAUAAUUUUUAUAAAUUAAAAAUUAAAAACUGAUUGUGUAAAUAUUAAUUUUUAAAAAUUAAUUUCAGUUCAUUUACAUGAUGUAUUUGAGUCAGAGACAUUCAUAUUUUUGGUCUUUGAGAUUUGCAGAAAUGGCGAAUUGUUUGACUAUUUAACCAACGUUGUAACAUUGUCAGAAAAAAAAACCAGAUAUAUUAUGAGGCAAUUGUUUGAGGCUUUACAACAUGUCCAUAGACAAGGUGUUGUUCAUAGAGAUAUUAAACCAGAAAAUAUAUUGCUUGAUGAUGCAUUGGAUAUAAAGCUUACAGAUUUUGGAUUCGCAAGUGUUUUAAAACCAGGUCAAUUACUUAGAGGUGAGUUGAUAAAAUAAAAUAUUACAAUUUUUAAUUUUAUUUAUAAUUUGUGCACAUAAAUAAUUAUUUUUACUGCCAUUAUUCCAAUCAAAGUAUUUAGAAUAUUUUAUAAUUUCAACAUUUUCAUAUUAUAUAGGUACAUUAAUAUAUUGGUAUAUUAUGUAAUUAUUUAAAAAAAUAAAUUUAAAAUACUUCAUAAUAUUAUUUCACAAUUAAAUUUGUUAAGUUUAUUUAAAAAGUAGGUUUUGCAUUAUAUUUUAGUUAUAAAUUUGCUAUAGUAUUGAUUGUCAUUCAUUUUUUUAUUUGCUUCAUUUCGUUACUAUUUUAAACCUUAUUAUUUUUGGAACCUAUUUUUUUGUUUUAUGUUAUUUACUUUAUUUAUAUGCCAUUGGCAAAAUUUACAUGGAAAACCUUCAUUAAUAAUAAUAUUAUUUUGAUUAAUUUGUUGUCUACUGGCUACAAACUCUGUGGUUAGUACCACGGUUGUAGUUUAAAAACAUGAACCAUAUCAAGUUAGAUUAUGCUAAAUUUAAAUUAUAAACAAUAUAGAUAAAAUUUGUAAAAUUAAUUUGAUAUUUUAAAUAUUGAGAACUGCCAUAUCUAAUGAAUAAGUGAUUCUGUUCAUUUUGUUUUUUUUUUCACAUAACAGAACAGGUCACUUCACAUACAGCUAAUUAUCUGUAUCUAUAAUUAUAUAUUUACCCCAUAACACCAUAUAUUUAUAUUUUAGAUUUAUGUGGUACUCCAAAUUAUUUAGCACCGGAAGUAUUAAGAGUAAAUAUGUUUGAUGAUGCUGAAGGAUAUGGAUUUUCAUGUGAUCUGUAAUUAUCUAUUUAUAAUUAUUAACUAAUUUAAUUUGAAAACUAUUUUAAAUCAAAUUUUAAAAUAUUAAAAAAAGAAAUAUAUGAAUGGUUCUCUCUAAAAUUUCAUAAUAUAUAUGAUUUACAAUAAUUUCUGUUGAUAAUCUUUAUAAUGUAUACCCAUGGUUCUAUCAAUAUAUUUUAAGAGAUUUUUACAUAUUAAAUAUUAAUUAAUAUACUAUAGAAUUUUUCUAGUUAAUUUCUAGAUAAAUAAAUCUAUUAUUGCUUUCAAUAUGUACAUAUUCAUAGAAUCAUUUAAAGUUUAAAUUAUGAAAAUGAAAAAGAUUGCAUGAAAUGCAAUUCUUUAAUAUUAUUAAACAUGUUUUAAAUUUCUAUUUAUACAAUAAUCCCUUUAUUAAUUAUAUUACAUAUAUUUUUUCAAGAUGUUCUUAAUUUUAACUUUUUGUUUUUAAAGUUAAAUCUAUUCAAUUCAAAACACACUGUGUAUACAUAAAACAGUAAAUUAUACAUAUAACCAUAGACAUAAUAACUAGUUAUUAGGUCUAUGCAUAUAACAUGGAUUGAAAAAAAGAACUUGAUAUGUUAGGGUAGGUGGAUAUAUCUUAUGCAUAAUGUAUAAUAUAAAUUAUAGUAUGUUGUAAUAAUUAACUCAAUAAUAUUAAUCACUUGUUUUUGUUAAUUCUAAAAUAGUAGAAAGUAAAUAUUUUAUUCUAAAUAUAGUUUAAGUUGUUGUCAAAAAAUUAUUAAAAAUAUGAGCAAAAUCUGAUUUAGAAUAAAUAACAUUUAUAUGCUAAAUGUUCAAAAUUAUAAAUAGUUAAAUAAACCAUAGUAACAUGUAAUUGAAAAUAUUAAUACAUUCAAUAAAAUAAUUAUGUGUUCACGUCUUUAUUGCUAAAUAUUUCUUUGAAUUUUUCAUCAAUAUUAAAAUUAACAUUGACUAUUUAUUAUACAUAGACACAUAGUAUAGAUCUCCAAUCAUGUUUUUCUUUACAUCAGGAGUGGCACUUCUGAUAAUAUUACCUAUAACAUAAAAAAUAAUCUAUACAGAAUAUUUUAUGUUUUUUUUUAUUGAGUACCUAAACUAUAUAUAUAAUGAAUAAAAACAUAUACAGUGUAUAGAUCACUUUCAUAUGUAAAUUGAUACAUAGUCUUAUGUGAUUAUAUAAAUUAUAAAUCAAAUAAAAAGAUCUUAUAAAUUAAAUAAUAUUUAGAAUUUUUAAAAGCUAAUUUCUCAUAGUAUCUAACUAAUAUUUUUAAUGAUAUUAACUUGUAUAAAAAUACAUGUAUAAUAUUCAAAGUAGAUAAUAAUAUAUAUUCAAUAAUAUUUCUUUGUGUAAUGUUUUAUUUUUUUGAAUUAUUCUAUGUACUGUAUAGAUUUUCUUCUUUUUUUUAUAGAUGGGCAUGUGGAGUAGUAAUGUAUACAUUGUAAGUUAUUAAAAUACUUGUAGUAAUGCUCAAAAACAGUUUUUAUGGUAAUGACUUUAUUGUAGAUUAAUUGGUUGUCCUCCAUUUUGGCAUCGUAAACAGAUGGUUAUGCUCAGAAAUAUAAUGGAAGGAAAAUAUUCAUUUGAUUCUCCAGAAUGGCAAGAUAUUUCUGGUAAAAUGAAAUACUUUUUUUAAAAUUUAAAUGCAAUUUUAAUUGUAUUACAAUUUUUAGAUUUACCGAAAGAUUUAAUACGAAAACUUUUAGUUUUGAAUCCAAAAGAAAGAUUAACAGUGGAUGAAGCUCUGGAACAUCCAUUUUUUAAUGUUAAAGUAUGUUCAUAUUUUAUAAGUUAUAUUUUAUUUUUAUUAUUAAUAUACUAAUUUUAGAUGUUUGAUCAAGAAAUUGUACCUCUUAAAAGAACACUUAGCAUGAAAUCAACAAAAUUCAAUCAAAUAACAAAACUAGCUAAACAAAUUAAAGUGCGGCCAUUUAAUGCCCGUAAGAAAUUUUUAUAUGCCAUUCUAGUAGUACGUGUUAUGGUAAGGUUAUUAAGGUUGUUACCUUGUUCAACUGGUAAAAUUUCCGUGAAUUUGGCUAAACAAGACCCUUAUAGGCAUAAAAUUAUGAGAAAAGUAAGUAAAAGGUGGGAUUUAGUUGAAUUUUAUAAUAUUUUUGCACUAUAUAAUACUAUUAUUUUUGUAGCUCAUUGAUGCAAUGGCAUUUAGAGUUUAUGGUCAUUGGAUUAAGAAGGGUGAAGGGCAAAAUCGAGCAGCUCUCUUUGAAAAUGUACAUAAGACUGAAUUAAAAGUAAUUUACAUGAGUAAUUUAUCACCAUCAUUAUAGAUUUUUGAGUAAUUUAGUUUUCUGUAAGUAGUCAUUAUACACUGUGUGUUCAAUUAUUUUAUGAAAAUAAUUAACUAAAACCUAAUUGAAGUUAGUAUCUUCUACUGUGAACUUUUGAUAUAUUUUAUUAUAUUAAUGAUUUUAUAAUUAAGUACUAAUAAUUUAACUAUAGUAAAACUUAUUAAAAUAGUUAUGAAAUCAUGAUUGAAAUUGUAUAUUUAAAUUAUGAGGGUUUUUUUUUUUAAUAAACUUACCAACUAAGCAAUAAAAUCAUGUAUAUAAAGUAUUAAAUUAAAAAUAUUUUAAUCAGUUAUAUAACUUGUACAUAUUAAAUUUUAAAAUAAUAAUAAAAAAACAAAAUUUAAAUUAGAUAUGCUCAGGAGAAAAAUUAAUAAUACAAUUAAUAACAGAUGUUUUAUGAUUUUCUUAUUAUAGUAAAUUAUUACUGAUAGAGAUAAAGUUACUAACCAUUUUUGUAUUAACUAUCUCUAAUGAAAUCCCUUUAAGUCAUGUAAUGAAGAGAAAAGCAGUGGUGGUUAUAUCCUAGGUUGAUUCAAAUCCACAGAGGUAAUGAACAAUUAGGUUUUAAAAUAUAGGUUUAGAUAAUAAUAUAGUGGUGAUGAAAAUACCAAGGGAAGGCAAUCCACCAACCACCCUUUACCCGUUAUCUGCCACUAAAGGUAGCCAUGAAAGUACAAUCAAAUAGGAAUGAAAUUCCUUAAGGCACUAAAAACUUAAUCAUUAUAAUAUUUAUCUAGUAAUUUAAAUGAGCACAAACACAAAAAAUUAGUUUUUUUUUAAUAUUUAAAAGAAUAUUCAAUUCUAAGGAUAAUGGUAUAAGUUUAACAUUUUUACUCAUAUUAAUUAAUGAGUUAUGCGGAAUGGAAAAAAGACAAGUGACUUCAUUGGGCUGAGCUCGUGGAAAUUGCCUAUCUUAUACAUGUAAAUGUUGCUCACUUCACACAAUAAUUUACAAAUUUAUAAAUCAAAAAAUUGGUUUCAAUCAAAACAGAUAAAUAAAUGAUGAUUUGGUUUUAUUGUAUGUUAAAUAUAUAUAAUAUCAUAUAUCAUGUAAUAUGUUAUAUCUGUUCAUUGGAUAAAUUUGAAUUAUACAAUUUUUUAUGAUCAUUUUUGGUGACAAUAUUUUUCACCAUAUCAAUGAAGAAACAUGACUAAAAUAUGAUUGGAAUUCCAAUUAGCAGAACACAGUAGAUACAUUUAUUUUCAAUGAAUCAAUACUCCAGGCAACACAUCAAUUCAUUUAUUUGUUUUGUUUUUAUGUACACAUUUUUUAUUUAUAUAUUUAUUUACUUUAAUUGUGUAUUGUACAAUAUGUUAAAUUAAAUGAAAACUGUAAUCAAAAAAAUAGUUGAAAAUUAAAGGAACAGAACACUUCUAGAUUUCAAAAUCUGAACUGAUUUUACCAAUUUAUGAAAAUAUUAUAAAUUUAUUUAUUUUCCUCAGGAUCAAAUCUGAAAAUGAUGAAAAAAUGUAAUUUUAAACCACUUUUCAAGUUAUAAUUUAAAUAAUAUGAAUUUAUUUUAAAAAAUAAUUAUUACUUGUGUUUAUUAAUAAAAGUAUAUGAUACUAUCUAUUAUUUAAACCUAAUUUAAUUGAAAUAUUAUGUAUAUUGUUGAAAUAUUGAACAUUAUUUGGGUUAAUAUUUGAUAGGAAUAAUAAUUUCAAUUCAUUACUAUGUUAAAGCAACUGCUUGGCACUAGAAAUAUGGGAAAGGGGUAGUAGGGUGGCAAUUUGGGUAAUAUUUUAAUAAUUUGUUUAGACUUUUUGACAUAUACCAGUGACACUAUUGAAUGUAUUAACUAAUUAAAAUAUUUUAGUUUCAUGUUUUGGUGUAUUAAAAAAAAGAACAUUUUUCUAAUAUAG